GGAGAGGUCUUUACUUGCAAUCCUCCGUCAUUGUUUCUUUCCUCACUCAUAUAUGAAUUCUCUGUUUGCUGCAUCACACACAAAACUCUUUCUUCAAAAUUGGUUGGGUUGUGUUGAUCUUGGGUUAGAGAAAAGAACACAUCUUUCCACCUUUCUUUCAAUUCUGACAUAAUCGCAGGCUUUAUCUGGAUCCCAUGCAUCUGAUGAAAACAUAAUUGAGGUGUAACCUAAUUAUUGGGUUUAUGGGUUGAUUCCCAUAUUUUGUUUUUCAUAUUGAAGGCUGCUCUCUUCCUGCUGCUGGGUUCUGGUUCUUCUCUACCCAUUUCCUUCCAUUAACCAAUGGUUGAACCAAAUAGCAAGGGUGGUUACAACUUGAGAAAAAGAAAGAAGAAAGAUGUUGCUGACGACAUGGUCGACAGAAUCAGUGGAUUGCCGGAUGAAAUUGUUGUGAGUAUACUGUCUCUGUUGCCCCUGAAGGAAGCACAAGCUACUAGUAUCCUUUCUAGGAGGUGGCAGUAUUUGUGGGCCUAUAGUACCAAUCUCAACUUUGAUGCUGAGAAAAAUUUAAUGAGAUUGAAUGAGCUCAAAGGAGAAGCGUGCGAAUUGGAAAUGUGUAGGUACGUCAGUUGGGUGGAUAGCGUGUUGAAACAGCAUAGAGCCUUAAACAUUGAGCGAUUCAGGGUUUUUUUUAAACUUGGUCAUAGAAUUUGUAUUGAUGAAUGGAUUCAAUUUGCAAUGAGGAAAGGAGUUCAAAUGCUUGAGUUGGACUUCUCUGCAUAUCUAUUGAUUGGGAAAUACAGAUUUAGUAACAAACUGUUAGGUAUCAGCGAAACCUCUGGUUUGAAGUCCUUGUGUUCUGAAUACGUUGGUUUUAAGUGCCUCAAAGUUCUUGAUCUGAAAACAGUUAAUGUGGACCAAGAAGUUCUUGAGUACUUUUUGUUUAACUGUCGAGUUCUUGAACGACUGUCCGUGUUUGAUUCUUCAACAUUGGUUAAUCUAAAAGUUGGGGGUCAUUCCAUUGCGUUGAAGUACUUGGUGAUACAACAAUGCAAAAAUAUCAAAACCAUUGAGAUUUGUGAUGCAAACCUAGUUUCAUUUGUUUAUGAUGGACAUGUGAGAAACUUGGUUCUUAGUAAUCUACCGCGUCUUGUUGAGGUUUCCCUUUCUGGAUGGUAUGCACAUGAUUUCAUAGAGAUUGCCUUCUUUCACCUUUCCUGCUGUCUUUCUCAACUGGAGAUUCUCAAACUCAGUUAUACGGUUGCGUGGCAGAAAAUGGACCCCGUGAUUUCUUCAUUACCUAAUCUCAAGCUUUUGGAAUUAGUCUUUAAUAACUAUGAAAACUGUGCUCUACUUCAUCUCGCUUCUUUCAUUAAGAAGACUCCUUACUUGCACACACUUGUGUUGAAGUUAACCAAAUAUGGGAGUAAAAAAAGUCCCUUUGCCAAGAAGAGAGCCGCAAAAUGCUCCCAUGAUUGUCUAAAGGUGGUGGAAAUAGUAGGAUUCUAUGGCACCAGCCGUCAUAUUGAACUUGUGACGUACUUGACAAAAACUGCAAUUAAUCUGGAGAAAAUUGUUUUUGAUCCUGUUGCCCGUUGGUCUCCCAGAUUUGACAGACUAGAUCAGUCUGCAGUGAAGGAUGAAGAGUGGUCAAGAGCUCAGGCUCGGCAGCUUAAAGAAACAAUGCCUGCAACUCUAGAAGUUGUGUGCCUGUAGCUACAACAGCCUUAAUUAGUAGGAAACUACAUUGCUAAAUUAUAUGUAUUGAAUAAUGAAUGCUUCUUUUUAAUUUUGUUAUUCUGAAACUACAAGCUCAAUCUGCAGUUGAAUUAAUGAUGAAUGUUUGUGAUA
Messenger RNA from Rosa rugosa (rugosa rose), 1848 nucleotides. RefSeq names its product F-box protein At4g22280-like. Lineage: Eukaryota; Viridiplantae; Streptophyta; Magnoliopsida; Rosales; Rosaceae. The transcript has 4 exons. Bases 340 to 1713 code for a protein of 457 amino acids. The record is from RefSeq and is a predicted model, not a curated record. Gene Ontology annotation, molecular function: protein binding.